AUGGUACUUGCAGCAGUAGGACAGUUAUGCGCAACAGCGAGCAUUGCUUCUAAUUUAGCCCAAUGUGAGACUCUGAUCCAGAAAGCAGUGAAGGCAGGAGCCAAGGUCCUCUUUCUGCCAGAAGCUUCGGACUAUAUAGCCUCGUCUGCCGACGAAUCCCUGGCCCUGGCACGUUCACCCGACCAGAGCAACUUUGUGGACGCUUUGAAAAAGGCAGCUAAGCUUCAGAAGAUACAUAUCAAUGUUGGCAUCCACGAGGUUGCCUCGGAGCAGAGACUCAAGAACUCCCUCAUUUGGAUUGAUGAUAAGGGCGUUAUCACCCAGAACUAUCACAAAAUCCAUCUCUUUGACGUUGAUAUUAAGGAUGGACCGGUCCUCAAGGAGAGCGCGAGUGUGCAACCCGGACAAGAGAUUAUCCCACCCUUUGAAACGCCCGUAGGCCGUGUCGGUCUCGCAAUAUGUUUUGAUUUACGCUUUCCAGAAAUCAGUCUGGCGUUGAAACGUCAGAAGGCCGAUAUCAUCACUUACCCAUCUGCAUUCACGGUUCCAACAGGCAAAGUUCAUUGGGAGUCAUUGCUUCGGGCCAGAGCUAUUGAGACACAGUCUUAUGUGGUAGCCGCUGCUCAGGGUGGUCCACAUAACGAGAAAAGAAGAAGCUAUGGUCACUCAAUGAUUGUUAGCCCCUGGGGGGAAGUCGUGGCAGAGCUUGAAGAAGAGUAUGAAGAGCCACAAAUAGCUACCGCUGAUAUUGAUCUAGACUUGGUAGCGAGGAUUAGGCGAGAGAUGCCUCUUCUUAGAAGAACGGAUCUUUACCCCGAGGUAUAG
Molecule: messenger RNA, 825 nt
Organism: Penicillium malachiteum
Lineage: Eukaryota; Fungi; Ascomycota; Eurotiomycetes; Eurotiales; Aspergillaceae
Product: carbon-nitrogen hydrolase family protein
Exons: 5
Coding region: 1-825 (274 amino acids)
Molecular function (GO): hydrolase activity, acting on carbon-nitrogen (but not peptide) bonds, in linear amides
Source: RefSeq, a predicted model, not a curated record